Diachasmimorpha longicaudata is the source of this 2966-nucleotide messenger RNA. RefSeq lists its product as uncharacterized. The coding region runs from base 1432 to 2079 and encodes 215 amino acids. The record is from RefSeq and is a predicted model, not a curated record. NCBI's taxonomy places the organism in Eukaryota, Metazoa, Arthropoda, Insecta, Hymenoptera, Braconidae. The transcript is spliced from 2 exons.
GAACUGUAUUAUUUCUGUUGUUUAAUGCUUGAUUGAUGUAUUAGUGUGUACUGAAGAUAUACCCCAGAUAGCCAGCGCUCUCGUUGGGAGAUUAUGAGGGAGAAUAAAAAAAAAGUAUCGUUGUCAAAGGGUCCAUCCUUAGGCCCCUCAUAAGCCUUUUACUACUAUUUCUUUGUGACCUUUUUGUCUGAAAACCUUCCAGUAGAUGACGUAGGGUCAAUUUUUCGAAUCUCCACGUUCUGGUCGCCGGCGGUCGAUACACCAGAGCGUUAGUUGCAGGCGGGCUGCUUGAGUAAACGGAUGGACGCAGGGGUAUUGGCGAUUUUUCCAAUGAUUCCUCAUCCAUUGUUCUUCCCUCGUCAUCCUGUUUUUCUUUUUCUAUUCAUCUAACUCAUUUAGCAGCCCUGUUUCAUAACUUUUGUAAUAAUUUUGCUAAAUGAAAAACGGACCCCGAUUUUUUCCCCACCAUCCCCCAACCUACUGCCAUCUACUGGUCCAUCGAAAUUCACGGUAGUGUCAUCUACCGUGGAUCUCUCAAAAAAGGGUCUACCACCCCUUCUGAGUCAUCGAGCCUAGCUCGUAAGAGAGGUCUAAUGGGGCCCCAUCAAAAAACGACCCUCGAAAUUAAUCCGCUUACUACUGUCGAUGUACUGUCGAUCUUUCUAUUUUGCCACUGUCGACAGUGCCAGAACAGUGGGUCAGCAAUUUUUGUCGACAGUGACACGGCAGCAAGUCGGAUUUUGGCUAUCUGGUACCAGGGUUAUGCCACCAGUAAUGUCAUCAUAAUUCCCAAAGCAGUAGAAAAAACCAUAAAAUAUCAAUCCACUUUGAAAAUCUGCUCAUUUUGUACCGCAGAGAUUCUUCAACGCCUUCAACCAGAGUCGAAGAGUGUCUUCCAAAGGAUUAAAUGUUCCGAAUCCAAGUAAAUGUCUACGAGUCACUCGCACGUGGCCAUUUAUUGUUUACCGAUCGACUCUCGAAUUCACGUGACUUGUCAUCACAUCACAAUCCACUCGAAAUCACUGAUGGGCCCCAGCCAUCGCGUCGGCUCAUCAUUAAUUAUCAACAAUUGUUUUAUGCGCAAUAACAUUGAUUGAACACUAGUAGUUGAGGUUUUUCUGGGAAAAAUGAGAUGAAACUGUGCCCAGGGAUUCUAACCUCAAUAUGGUUCGAUUCAAGCAGCCCACUGCAACCAGCCCCCUGUAACUCUCCUACUUCUCUAUAUAAUAUUGGCGUGCCCGAUCUUGUCUUCAAGUAUGAACUAAACCGCGGGGUGGCGUAUGUGUCACCAGGGAGUGUUUACCGUGUUUACAUUUGGUUGGGAGCCGACAUAACCCCGAGCGAUCAAACAACUUAGUUGAUAGAAGUAUAAAAAAAUCAGAAUAAAUAAAAUUCAAUAAAUAAAAUGAAUAAGAAAAAUUGUGUGACAUUAUGCCAUCGUGUACGAUCAUUGGAUGUACAGUAGGCUAUUCAAGUAACCCCGAUAAAGGGCCUUGUUUUAGUACUCCUAAAGAUCUUGCACGCUUGAAAGAAUGGAAAUUUGCCACAAAAAUGCCUUUGCUCAAGUCAGGAGAUCCAAUUUGUUAUCAACAUUUUCUUGAAAGUGAAAUAGAGAGACAUAAAAUCAUUUAUGCCAUCGAUGGAACAAUAGUACAGAAGAAAGGCGCGAUUCCUUCUCAAUUCGUGUGGACAGGUGUAGACACAGAUGUGAUCUCGAAUAUCUCAAGUAAUUGGGAAUUGCAUGCUACGAAGCAACAUACCAGAUCUUCGAGUUCUUGUUCGACAAGAUCUGACGUUUCGAGUGUUUAUCAUGCAGAGGCUAUGGAGUCACAAGCAAGGCCUCUGAGUGCUUGUUCUUCUAAUUUUGAAAUAGAAAGUGAAACAAUUAACUCCUCCAACCAUUCUUUGGACGACUUGUUCAGGCAAUCUACCACAGUCGAACUUUCUCAGAUUCACCAGAAAAAUUUAACUGAAAUGGUUAAACUUCCCGCUGAUGGGUCUGUGGAAUAUCUGCCACAGAAAAGUGAAAAUGUCACUUUCUCCUCAAAAAAUCAUUGCAUUGAAUUUGGCAAUAAUUAAAAGAUAUAUGCUUCGAAAAGAAUAAUCAUCAAUCAAGAAAUGGUUGGGAAAGCAUAUAUUCUCGAUCAAAAUGUGAGUUUGUCGAGGCUGAGUAUGGAUGAGAAACUACACACUGUCCAGCAGGUGGAGGCUCUAUUAUUCAAUUUAGAUAAAAUUCACGUCUGCGCCGGUUCUCGUAAACUGAAAGACGUUCCUAAAAUAAACUCCAAAACAGUAGUGAGAGACAUAAGCAAUGUUUGGCGACACACGCACUGUCUUUUGAUUGUGGAGGGAACUACAAUCUGUAACUUCUGUCUUAAGGCCAAAAGGACUGUGGCUAAAAGGCUCCAGACAUUGAAAAAGCAAACAGAGCCAAAGAAAUUGAAAAUUCCUUUGUCUCCUAUCAGAAAGAAGCAGUGGCUCAAAAUGAAGACCCGAAGCUUCGCUUACGCAGUGGAAUAAAGACACUGAUAAUUAUCACCCUAAUACGCAUUUUUAUAAAUUUAUAUUAUAUUUAGAAAGUCUCUUUGAAAUUCACCGAGACUCCUUACAUGUUUUCGACUUGAUUAUAACUGAUGUAUUAAAAUCAAAGCGAGUAUCGUUUCCAUGUACUGAACACGGUACAGAAAUGUUAGUGCACAUUAUUCAAUUUUUUUGUAAUGCGACGUAUGCAAGAGUAUUGCACUAGUCUAAAUGCGAGUCAAAUCAAAACUAAUCAAUACAAAAAAAAACAAUCGAAAUGGUGCACGUCGUAAUUCGUUUAUUAUUGAUAAAAGACUAUUGUGGUAUUGAAAAAAAGCAUCACUCAAUGUGUUCUGUAUAAAAGAAACCUGUUUUUUUAUUUGUUUUCGCCACAUUUUAUGUUUAAUAAAAAUGAUUAAAACAUUUGUUACUUUCGUCUUUUAUUA